Dibothriocephalus latus is the source of this 225-nucleotide messenger RNA. The record is from the annotation of a GenBank genome assembly. NCBI's taxonomy places the organism in Eukaryota, Metazoa, Platyhelminthes, Cestoda, Diphyllobothriidea, Diphyllobothriidae.
AUGCUCCAGAACUACGCCAAAAACCGACUGUCUGCGAUCUUCCUCAUUCUGUUUGUCUCCAUCGGCACCUUCGUCUUUAUGAAGAUUUUCACCGCCAUCAUGUACAACCAAUUUCGUGGCUACCUGUCAGUAAGUCAGGCAUUUGCAGGCACUGCAACUUUAUGUGUUUUACUUUUAACCCCGCCCCCCCUUCCGAGUCUAAGGCGCACAAUUGUUUACCUCUGA